Molecule: messenger RNA, 1065 nt
Organism: Fragaria vesca subsp. vesca
Lineage: Eukaryota; Viridiplantae; Streptophyta; Magnoliopsida; Rosales; Rosaceae
Product: pentatricopeptide repeat-containing protein At2g22070-like
Exons: 1
Coding region: 1-1065 (354 amino acids)
Biological process (GO): RNA modification
Molecular function (GO): RNA binding; protein binding
Source: RefSeq, a predicted model, not a curated record
AUGCCUGUGAAGACCAUGGCCGCGUGGAACGCAAUGCUUUCGGGGUACAAGAGUUUCGGGGAUACCGAAAAGGUACGUUCAGUGCUUGAUCAAAUGCCGCCGAUGGGUUUGAAGACAUGGUCUGCCAUGAUCGUCGCACAUGUAAAGAAUGGAGACAAUGAGAUUGGCGUAUCAUUGUUUCGGAAUAUGGUGAUGGAGGAAGGUCUGAAGCCUAAUUUUGCUACUGUACUGCCGAUUUUGUCAGUUUUCGGUGACAUGGGUGCUUGUGGAUUGUUGGCUGGGAAGUCAGUUCAUGGGUUUUUGGUGCGGCAUCGGUUGAAGUUGCGCAAUGAGAUUUGUGAAGCUUUGGUUACCAUGUAUGGUAAGUGUCGGCGUUUGGACGCAGCGGCCAGGGUGUUGGCAUUGCGGCAAGAGAAUGAUUUCAAGCCAUUGUGCACACAUAUUUGUCAAACUGUGAAUAAAGGCUACAUAAAAGGGGCAUUAUAUGUAUCCAAGAAUUUGCGGAAAGCCAAUGUGAGACCUAAUGAGCUAACUUUCACGGAAGUUGUUGAGGCUUGUAUGCAUUCAGGACUAGUGGAGGAGGGCCGGAUAUAUUUGAAAUUGAUUAAAGGAUGUGGUUUGAAGCCUAGUAGUCAACAUUAUCUAUCCAUGGCCCAACAAUAUAGUGAUGCAGGGCUCCUAGAGGAAGCUUACAAGGUUAUUAAGCACAUGAAACUUGAAUCCGAUGUUGUGGUAUGGAGUUCUUUAUUGUCUACUUGUAAGAAGCACAAACAGUUUGGGAUGGCGGAAAGAGUAGCUUUGGAGGUCAUGAAGACAGUGAAGCCAGACAUCAAAGAUGGUGCUCGACUUCAUUUUCUGGUCCAACUAUAUUGUAAUGCUUAUAUAGUUAUUCAGAACAUGAAAGUGGAACCUGAUGUUGAGGUCUGGAGUUCUUUUAUGUCUGCUUGUAAGGAGCACAAACAGUUUGGACUUGCGGAAAGAGUAGCUAAGGAGAUCAUGCAGACAGUGAAGCCAGGCAGGCAGCACACGUGCUCGGCUUCUUCCUCUGGUCCAACUAUAUAUUGA